UUGGCAAUGAACGUUUAUUAACCAGGAAGUAAACUCCUAUUGUCAACAGAUUUCUGACACAUUAAAACGUCUCGCUGGAGUAAUUUCAUCAUGAGUAGAGCCUACUACAUCAUCAGUGCUGCUCUUUUUGUGUUAGAAAUUCCAGAAACCAAGGCUCUGCUAGAAAACUCCAAUGACUGUUGUGAAAGAAUAAAGAGAAUGAAUGAAACCUGUGCAAACAUUACACUCUGUGAUCCUGGGCUUCCUCAUGUUCAAGAGAACAGUACAAAUGUUUUUUGUGUGUCAUGUGACUCACUGGAGCAGGGGAAUUCAACAUUCAACAAUACUAGGAUCAGUCACACUCCAGUACCUGCAGUCAUAUUGAUUGGUGGUUCAGGUGUAGCAGCCUCUGUCCUUCUUGGAACUCUUCUGAUCAGCCUGGGCAUCAUCCUUACUGUGGCAUCUUUCUUUUACCUGAAGCGCUCAAACCGCCUUCCUGGUUUCUUCUACAGACGCAACAAGGCUUUUAUGUUCCAGCCAAGUGAGACGGCUGUCAUGAUUCCUGAAGCCACAUCUUCAGUUCGCAAACCAAGAUAUGUCAGGAGAGAGAGGCCUUCAGCAACAACAGCCUCCCACAGUGCUACUGUGGCAACUGGUGCAGUAACAAAGGUAUACAAUGUGUGACCAGCCUCAAAGGGCCAGUUAUGUGCCCCCCUCUCAAAACAUGGGACAGUCUGUCCGCCAGCACUGUUUUCUAAAAAGGAAUUGAGCAGUGAAAUUUUCCGUUAGUUAUGUACAUGAGCGAGUGAAAUGUUCCAACUGACAUAGGCUUUUUUUUUCUUGGAAUUUUUUUUAGAUUCAUUAUAUUCUUUUCACAUGCUCAGAAAAAGCCAGAUAUUUAUUUCUAUUUAUAUAUUUUUCACACAUGCUGUUCCUUUUUUAAUGUCACCUGGAGUAUUUUUUUAGUGUAAAUCUAUAAUUUUGUCAAGUAAUUUGUUUUCUCAAUGAAUUUUGUAAUGUUUAUAUUCAUUGUCAGUAUUUUCAUGUGAUUAUUGUACUUUUGAAUCUUUUGACAUUGUACCUAGGAUCCAAAACAUGACUUCCAUAAUGAUAUUUGCACACAGUGAUCCAUUAGCAUUUUGUACUUGUGGAUAAAGCAGUUUAAGUGUCCAGUUUCUGUACAAAACAACUUGAUUAUUUCUAUCGAUUAUGUACCUUGUUCACAUAUUCCAUUAGCACUUUAUUAAUUCCUCAUGAAUAUAAAAUAUAUAUAUAUAUAAUAACAAUAUAAAAUACAAAUAUGGGCUUUGGUCAGAAAAUGUUUAACAGCAUAUUCAUGUUAUACUAACAAGUAUGAAAGAUCCUCCUGUUAACAGUGGCUAGUUCUUCAUAGAGCUCUUCAAUAUUCAUAGUGUGUUAUAGCAUGCACCAAAGUUGUUCCCAAAUAUAUAAUAAUGAUUUAAAAUGGGCCUCAGGCCUUAAAGUUGCAAACUAUGAUGUCAAUGCACAAAUCUAAGCAAAAUUGUAACGAAAAUGUGUUGCCAAAUAAAGAAAUACAGUUUUUAAUUUGAGGAACCUUGUCCUUGACCACUUUUAUCAUCUUGUCUUUCCACUUUAUAAGACAAUGUGCCAUUAACUGAAUGUGAUAAUGGAUGAAGAAGACCUGGUUACCAAAUUAGAAUAUAAUAUUUGGGAAGAGAUGUUAAAAAAAAACCUUGGAUCUAGAGAGGCAAAUAUAUCUUGAUAUUGAUGUCAUAAAUAGAGUGAUUCACUACUAUUUCUAUGAAAUAGCUGGAUUAUUCAAUUACUGUUUUUUUUGUAUUUUUUUUUUUUUGUAUUAUUUAUUUAUUUUUUACUUUAUUUGAAAAAAGUGGC
Messenger RNA from Myxocyprinus asiaticus (Chinese sucker), 1854 nucleotides. RefSeq names its product chromosome 12 C1orf159 homolog (gene c12h1orf159). The transcript has 9 exons. The record is from RefSeq and is a predicted model, not a curated record. Lineage: Eukaryota; Metazoa; Chordata; Actinopteri; Cypriniformes; Catostomidae. The coding region runs from base 91 to 663 and encodes 190 amino acids.